Messenger RNA from Phacochoerus africanus (Common warthog), 823 nucleotides. Its product is annotated as glutathione S-transferase Mu 5. Gene Ontology annotation, molecular function: glutathione transferase activity. The transcript is spliced from 8 exons. Gene Ontology annotation, biological process: glutathione metabolic process. NCBI's taxonomy places the organism in Eukaryota, Metazoa, Chordata, Mammalia, Artiodactyla, Suidae. The record is from RefSeq and is a predicted model, not a curated record. The coding region runs from base 44 to 721 and encodes 225 amino acids.
GCUCACCACCUCCAGUCCUCGAAGGCACGCAAGCGAAGUCACCAUGCUGUCGACCAAGUCUAUGGUUCUGGGUUACUGGGAUAUUCGCGGGCUGGCGCAUGCCAUCCGCAUGCUCUUGGAGUUCACUGAUACAUCCUAUGAAGAGAAACGGUACAUCUGCGGGGAAGCUCCUGACUAUGAUAGAAGCCAGUGGCUGGAUGUGAAAUACAAACUAGACCUGGACUUUCCUAACCUGCCCUAUCUCAUGGACGGGAAGAACAAGCUCACCCAGAGCAAUGCCAUCUUGCGCUACAUCGCCCGCAAGCACAACAUGUGUGGGGAGACUGAAGAAGAAAAGAUUCGAGUGGACAUCAUGGAGAACCAAAUAAUGGAUUUUCGCAUGCAGCUGAUAAGACUCUGCUACAGUCCUGAUCACGAAAAGCUGAAGCCUCAGUACUUGGAACAGCUACCUGGACAGCUGAAACAGUUCUCCUUGUUCCUGGGGAAAUACUCAUGGUUUGCAGGGGAAAAGCUCACGUUUGUGGAUUUCCUUACCUACGACGUCUUAGAUCAGAACCGUAUCUUUGAGCCCAGGUGCCUGGAUGAAUUUCCAAAUCUGAAGGCUUUCAUGUGCCGUUUUGAGGCUUUGGAGAAAAUAGCUGCCUACAUGCAGUCUGACCGCUUCCUCAAGAUGCCCAUCAACAACAAGAUGGCCCAGUGGGGCAACAAGAGACUAUACUGAGCACCAGGCGGACUUGCACUGCUUGUUUUGUUCCACCCUGUCCCUUGGGGACUGUACUCUCUCUUCUCUGCUCCUUUCAAUAAAUAGCACUUAGGCUCCUGG